GAGUCUUUUUGUUCGACUUGAGCACAGUGAAGGACUCGAGUCUUCUGCUGGCCUCGCCCCAACACUUCAAUCCUCAAACCAGAACCAAUCCUUGUUUUCCAUCGUAGUGUAAAGCCGCCCUUAGACACAAAACUGGGAUGCUUCUCAAUUGCAUUCAGACCAACUCAUCGUUUAGUAUGAGGCUCUGUCUUCAGACAACCUUUGUUAUAUUACAAAUAUUGAUCACAUAAAACGUUAACUUCAAAGGCAUCAUACUUCAUUAAGUAGUAGAAAAGUGUCAUGUUUUUUGAGAUGUAUUCGUAUUAUGACAGAAAAGACACCUUCAUUUUGUAGGUCACCAAGUGUCCAUCUUUUACCUCCGGAAGGCAGAACAAACCGAGGUUCUCACGUUCCCAUCUUGUUUCACCAAUGGACAUUCCUGGGAGUGUGUGUUUGGCCUCAUAUGUGCUUUCUCGUUUUCGUUCCUGUUAUUGGAAGAGUCCUUCCAAUUGUACGUGUUUCGUCGGAGAUACUUCAAGCGCUUUGACACAUGGCUCAGAAUGGUCAUAUUCAUCCUGGUCAUUGUUGGGUUCUUCUUUCAAAGAAAUCUGGCCGUCCUCAGAUUCCUGGCAGCCAUUGGAGUACCUUGCGCGUGGAUUCAUCUGGUAUUCCUCUCUGGGUUUCACGGUGCCACAAUCUCUAUUAUGUUCAUUCACAUCAUGCACAAACGAUUCUUGGGAGGCAUCUUAUUGACGCUAACCGUGGCUACCGGGUGUGCCGCAGGGUUCCUUAUUAUUGCCCACAAUACCGCUUCUGGUGUGGUGGACAGUCGUACCCUUGUAAAGAUUUUGUUCCGACCUCUGCUGAUGAUCCUCGGCGAAUAUGAGUUUAUUGACACCUACGAGACGUUUGAGGAUGACCUCCCCACCCUCAUCUAUUCAACUGUGCUGCUUCUGUGCAUUGCAAUUGUGGGAAGCCUCGUGUUGGUGAAUCUCUUACUGGCCUUAAUCCUGUCCGAUAUCAUGGAUUUGUACAAUAUUUGUCACUCCAAGAAUCUUUUCCGUCAAGCAAGACAGGUGGUAUUCUAUGAGAAACUAGCCAAGACUUUUGGUGUGAAGAUGGUUGUACCAGAUCGAGUCCGCAUCUGCGCCCAUAAGUCUUGCAGGUGCGAACACCUCAAACUCAGGAAAUCUGCCACUGCUCAGAUUUUCUGGACUGUCCAACAACUCUAA
This is a messenger RNA of Tigriopus californicus, 1211 nucleotides long. RefSeq lists its product as uncharacterized. The transcript is spliced from 3 exons. The coding region runs from base 540 to 1211 and encodes 223 amino acids. The record is from RefSeq and is a predicted model, not a curated record. NCBI's taxonomy places the organism in Eukaryota, Metazoa, Arthropoda, Copepoda, Harpacticoida, Harpacticidae.